AUGUCGCCUCCGCGGGCCGCCCCCUCGGCCGCACCCACCAGCGGCAACCGUCAGUCCCCCCCCUCCUCUUCUUCUUCCUCUUCUUCUUCUUCCUCUUCUUCUUCCUCUUCUUCUUCUUCGUCUUCUUCCUCUUCCUCUUCUUCUUCCUCUUCUUCUUCUUCGUCUUCUUCCUCUUCCUCUUCCUCCUCUUCGCCCGCUUCUUCUCGGAAUGCUUCCUCUUCUUCGGGAUGCUCUUCUUCCCCGGCUGCGCCGACAGGUUCCUCCCUCUCUCCUUCGUCAAAAAAGUCAUCUCAAAAGGCUUCUGGACCCUCUGGCGCCGCCUCGGCCGCUUCGCCUGCGCGUUCGCGGGCGCCCAUCCCUCAGAGAGACUCGAAGGAAAUUGCGGCCGAGGUUCUACCUAUCUCCCCACGCUUGUCUGUGGCGUCUAUCUCUCCGCCUCCUCUGUCUCCUUUGUGUCUGUUUUCUCGGAACGUUGAUGCGGCGACAGAAGACGCGAGAGGGCGCGACGCCCAGCGGACGCGCGUUGAGGUGAAGGGAGAGGAAGGAGACAGGAAAGAAACGCCUUCCGGGGACGCGAAGGCCCCUGCGGCUCCUGGAGGAGACCGCGCGCCUGUCUCGGCGCCUCUCGCCUUUCUGCAUGCGCUCCAGGCUCUCGGAGACAGCCUGGAGAAAGACUCCUCGACGACCAGUCCUCGAAGGUCCGCCGAUGUCUCUCCGGCGACGAAAGCACCGGGCAGCAGUGAAGAGACGAAAGGGCGGGUGUGGGGUGGGGAGAAAGGAUACGAUGAAAGAGCGAAGAAGAGACGGGACGCGGUGGAUGCCUCGUUGCGACUCGGGGAGACAGAGACCGAGACGUCCGUCGAGGCGAGCCAGGCCCUCUUGACCUCCGUCUGUGGUGCACAGACAGCGACCGAGCUGGCGCUGCUUCGCGACUUGAUCGAGCCGCCCUUCACACGCUCUGCGUCCUUCUUCCCUUCACUUCUGUCAGGAGAGACGCAGGAGGGCACCGCGGCAGAGACCUUUGUCGCGGCCUCGCCUCUGUCGGAGAAGAGGGUGAAGACGCUUCUGGAUGCCGGCUCGGAUCCUGGGGAAGCUGCAGAGAAGGAGAAGAAGGCACUCAGCCCCUCCGAGCUCCUGCAGCAAGUCUGUGGCCGCGCCAUGCUUCAGCGCGCCUUUCUCGGCCUCGCGGCGGUGCGCAGCCUCGACGACGCGCUGAACGAGGUGUGGGACAAGGUGACCGAGUGUAUGUACACGCGAACUCGACUGCGCUUGCUGGAGAAGGCGGAACUUCUGCGUCUGGCGCAAGAGGAGGAGCGGGCGAAGGAGAACGAAGCGACGGAGGACACCAGCGACGCGGUGUGCGGGAAGCAGGCCUCGCCCUCCAGCGCUGGCGUCCCAACACAGCCGCCUCCCGCCGAGGAGACAGGCUCGAAGGGUGGAGACGCCUCCCAGUUGGCGGUCGCGCGCGUCAAGGCGCCGGUGGCGAUUGAGGCGAGAAUGAGGAAGCUCGGAGACUGGUACUCUCAAGUUCACGACUGCUUGUCGACGUCGUCUGCCGACACUCCCAACGACCCCACGACUGCCCGCUCUUCUUCUUCGUCUUCUUCUCCGUCUCCUUCUUCUCCUUCUGUUUCUCUGUCUUCUUCUCUCUCGUCGUGUGCUGGCUUGCCGGAGUUGCGCCGGCGGUUGAUUUCCCUGCAGUGGAGGGAGAUUCCGGGGGGUGUGUUGACUCUUCGUUCCCAGAGCCGCGCGCUUUGCUCCCUUCAGCAGGAGACGGAGGAUUUGCUGCAUGCGGUGUCUCUGGGGCGCAGCUGCGCGGCGACAGAGAAGGGGCGACGGACGUACCGGCAGCUGUUCAUACACCGCAAGACGAGCGAAGAGAACGCGUUCGACACACCGGCUUUCGACGCCUUUCUCCGCCACCUGAAGACCCGGAAAGAAGAAGAAGAUCCGCGAAGCAACGGAGACGGAACGAAGGAGAGGGCGAGAGAGGACUUGCGGCGAGAGGCGCCGAACACUCGCGGCAGAGACGCUGGAGGGACGCGAGCGGGCUCGCGAGUCCCGAGCGGCGAAGCGUUAACCAGACGAGGCGAUCCUGACGAGAGACAGAGAGAAGAAGAACGAGAACAAGCCGCGCAACACAGCUCUCUGUACUCCGCAGCAGUCGCCGCUGUGGCCGCCUCUCAAGCUGGAGAAGAAGGGUGCGAGCGCGCUCACGAGACGCUGCUUCUCCUGCUGAACUCGGAGCUCCAAGGGAGAGUCAAAGAGAAGGAGAAGCUCGAGGAAAUUAAGCGGCAGAGAGAACAGGCGGAACAACAGGAAGAGAGUCUUGCGGCGAAGGCUGCGCAGUUCCCGAAGAAGCUCCGACAGCUUCAGCAAGUGCUGCGCGAGAUGGAUGAAAUGUGCAAUACCAUUCUAUCCAGCUGCGCCUCAGAAACGGUCGAGUUUCCUGCCGAAGCCAAGCGCCUGCCUGCUCCUCUUCUCUCUAUCUUUUCCUCCUUUUUCUUCCACGCGCGACUCUCGGGCGACGCCGCCAUCGCCAGCCUGAGUGUGGAGGCGUCCUCGUUCCGCAGACUGAAGAAGCGUGAGCGAGAUGCACAAGAGACUCCUGGGGGGUGUGAACCGAAGAGACAGCGCCUGGGAGAGUCGGCCGAGGUGGAGAAGGAAGACGCCGCGGAGGAGAGAAACGGGGAGCAAGAGACAGACAGAGAGAGCGGACGCGAAGAAGGCAAACGCCAGCUGGAGAUGUUACACGACAAAGAAGUGCACGUCGAAAUCGCAGCAGACCCCCACCUCCCUCUACCGUCUCUCUUUCUCUCGAGUGCAGUGGCUGGGGCGUCGGCGUCGGACUCUGCUCGCGAGGAGGCUGCGGUCCCUUCACAGAGCUCGGAGAGAGGCGUCGCGGACUUCUCGCCGGCCUCGCUGUUUCCUCUCCUACUCGUAUUCCGCUACAACGCGAACCUCGAGGUCACUCUGCUGCAUGCCCCCCUCCCGCCCAAGGCCUUGCCCCACCCCACAGUCCCCUAUCUCCAACAUCUCUUUCCUGGGAACUUUGCAGACCUCGGCGAGAUGCCCGGCGACCUUGAUCCGACGCAAGGGUGGCUGUUCAACUGGGUUGCGUCUAUGGCGUGUUUGCCGCCUCCUCCGAGUUGUUGUGCGUCUGCGCAAGUGAACAUCAAGGAGUUCGUUUCUGCGAUUCGCCGAAGAGUCUACGCUCGUGCCUGGGCACUGCAGCUGCUCCACCACUACUGCCGGCAUCCUGAACGGCCGCCUCCUCUGCAGGCGCUGCACUCGCUGCUGCUUCUUCUCCCUUCGCCGGGGGCGGCUCUCGGAAGCUGCGUUCUGUUCACACCUGUCUCUGCUCUCGAAGUUCCUGCUUUUUCUGCCGGUCCGGCCGAGGUCGCUUCCCUCUUCGGAGAUGAAGACAAAGGCGACAGAGACAGCGCUUCGCCCCGCCUCUUCUGCGGCCCUGCGUCGAACUCCGAGGCGCCGGCGGCAGGGAGGAAGAAGGGAGAAGACGACGUGGAGAAAGACAUUUGGAAACGCAUGCGAGAGGCGUUUCUCGAGGACGAAGACGCGCUCGCGUUUAAGGCGAUCUUCGAGGCACACGGUCGGCGCGUCUACGCCCUCAUCAAGGUCUUCCUCAAUGACAGACCGGCGAACUUCCGCCUCUUCGAGAACGUAGCGCCAGCGCCUACCUCGCCUCCCGACGCGAGAGAAGGAGACGAAGGGCAAAACGCGAAAGAGGACUUGGAAGAGGAGACCCCCAAGGAAGAGCGGAGUGCGGAGGUCGACGAAGGCCCCUCACGUCUCUCUCUCGAGGCACUUGAGGAGAUGGUCAACGUUACAGUUGUAGACCGAUUCUCUGCGUAUCCUGCAAAGCUUGCUCUCGGUCUUCUCGCAGCCCAAAUCGAACAUCUCAAAUGCGGCGUCGACCGCUACGCGGGGGGCGAGGCCUUGGAGAGAAGCGAGAUGGAACGUCCUUCAGAGAAAGUGAAAAAAACGGCGUUGCUCGCGGAGAAGCGGUUGGGCGUCGAGAACGGAGAGGAAGAAGGCCUGUCUGCCGCAGCCGAGGACGACUCAGUCCAUGAAUAG
Molecule: messenger RNA, 4095 nt
Organism: Toxoplasma gondii ME49
Lineage: Eukaryota; Apicomplexa; Conoidasida; Eucoccidiorida; Sarcocystidae
Exons: 12
Coding region: 1-4095 (1364 amino acids)
Source: RefSeq, a predicted model, not a curated record